Messenger RNA from Mytilus californianus (California mussel), 4837 nucleotides. Its product is annotated as kinesin-like protein KIF3B. Gene Ontology annotation, molecular function: microtubule motor activity; ATP binding; microtubule binding. The transcript is spliced from 15 exons. The record is from RefSeq and is a predicted model, not a curated record. Bases 127 to 1410 code for a protein of 427 amino acids. Lineage: Eukaryota; Metazoa; Mollusca; Bivalvia; Mytilida; Mytilidae. Gene Ontology annotation, biological process: microtubule-based movement.
AACAGAAUGAAGUGUAUAUAUAUUCACGGAGUGUGUACAUAGUUAAAGACUUUUUAUCCAUAUUACCCUCAAAAGAGGGGUGUUCCUAACAGAGGAAGCUUAUACGAAGAAAAGAAGAAGAACAGAAUGGACAAGGAAAACAAUGUUGAGGUUGUAGUGAGAUGCCGCCCAAUGAUUAAAAGAGAAGUUGAGGCAGGACAUGGAAGAGUUGUUAAGGUUAAUAAAGACAAGGGAGAAAUAGUGGUUACAAAACCUGAAUCUGAAUGGUCAGACAAUCCAGUAUCUAGAACUUUUACAUUUAAUACAGUGUAUGAUGAGAAUUCUCAGCAACAGGAAUUAUAUGAUGAAACUAUACAUGAUAUAGUACAGUCUGUAAUAGAAGGUUAUAAUGGUACAGUGAUUGCUUAUGGUCAGAAAGGUGCCGGAAAGACUUAUACUAUACAGGGUGUUACUGAUGAAUCUGAUAAUAGAGGACUAAUGAACAGAACAUUUGAACAUAUAUUUAACUACAUUUCUCAUGCAGAAAAUGAACACUAUAUUGUACAUGCAUCUUACUUAGACAUAUACAUGGAAGAGAUCACAGAUUUGUUGUCUAAAGAUUUUACAAAGAAAUAUGAUAUCAAGGAAAACCCAGAAACAGGAGUUUACGUAAAGGAUCAGUUGUCAUUUGUCACCAAAAAUGUCACAGAAAUGGAACAUGCUUUUAGAACAGGGCAUGAAAACAGGCUUAAAAAAGAUACAUUUAUGAGUAGAGCUUCUGCCAGAGCAUAUUCAAUAUUUACUAUCACUAUAGAAUGCUGUAAAAUGGAUGGAGAUGGAGAAUAUCACACAAGAGUUGGACGCUUAAAUUUAGUAGACUUUGCUGGUAGUGAGAGAAUAAGUAAACCACAAGCUCAGGGAGAGAGAUUAAAAGAGGCGACAAGCAUUGGAAUGGGACACUCAUAUAACAGAGCUUUAAGUAAUGUUAUAUGUGCUCUGGAUGAUGAACAUUCAACACAUAUCCCAUACAGAGACUCAAAGGUCACAAGAUUACUGAGAGAGUCAUUAGGAGGAAAUGCCAAAACUGUAUGGAUAGCUAACAUUGGUCCAUCAAGUUAUAAUCAUGAUGAAACAGUAAGUACUCUAAGAUUUGCAAGUCAUGCCAAAAACAUUAAGAACAAAGCCAAGGUUAACUGGGAUCCAAAAAACUCUCUGAUGAAGGAAUGUAAGGAAGAAAUAGCAAGGUUGAAGUCUCAUUUAGAAACAGUUUUGAAUAACAAAAUACAGAAUGAAGAACAUACCCAAGAAUCUGAUUCAGGUGACUUCCGGUGUGACAAGGAAGCAAAAUUAGCUCUAGAGUCAAAAAUCCAGACAUUGGAAAGCAAAAUACUCAAGGGUAAAGGAAGUCUUCAAACACUGGCAGAGUCAUAAACAGUUGAGAAGCAAGAAAAGGGGCCAUCAUAAAUUAAAACACACUUAAACUAAAAAGGGAAGUGAUGAUGAACUAUAGAAAUUAAGUUCAUUUAUGUUGCUCUGUAAAGCAGUUAAUCUUACAUUUAGCUUAUAUGGAACAUAGAGAAAAUAUGCUUUGUCCACUCAUGGAAAUUAAGCUAUAAAAUGAAAAUAACACACUUAUUGAAUUUAGUGUGUCUGAAGCCCUUUUCUGGAUUUACCUUUAGGAAUGCUCAAGCACAAAAAUUUCAAAACCAAAUAUGUAUGAAAACUUGAAUACUUGAGGAGUUAUUUUACCAGAAGGGAUCUAAAUAAAAUAGCUGAAACACCCUAAGGUCAACUUUGCCUGAGGAAUUUUGAACCUGAGUUAUGCCCUCGCCCUAGGGGUGGGGGCAUAAAGUUUUACCCUUGUCCGUCUGUACGUACGCCCGUACGUCCGUAAGUCCCAAAAUUGGUUUCCGUUCUCUAACUUGAGUUUGCCUCAACCAAAUGUUAUGAAACUUAUACACAAUACUUAAUACCAAAAAAACACAUAUCAAGUUUGAAUUUUGGUGGCGUCACUUUAACCGUUCUAGAGUUAUGCCCCUUUAUAAAUGGAAAAAUAGCAAAAUUUUUAGUUUCCGUUCUCUAACUUAAGUUUGCCUCAACCAAAUGUUAUGAAACUUAUACACAAUGCUUAUUACCACAAAACACAGAUCAAGUUUUUAUUUUGGUGGCAUCACUUUAACAGUUCUAGAGUUAUGCCCCUUUAUAAAUGGAAAAAUUGCAAAAGUUUUAGUUUCCGUUCUCUUACUUAAGUUUGCCUCAACCAAAUGUUAUGAAACUUAUACACAAUGCUUAUUACCACAAAACACAGAUCAAGUUUGAAUUUUGGUGGCGUCGCUUUAACCGUUCUAGAGUUAUGCCUCUUUAUAAAUGGAAAAAUUGCAAAAUUUAUAUUUUCUUCUAAAUAUCAAGUAAUUUUUAAAAUUGGAGUUAUCUUCCUUUGUCCAUGAUUUUAGUUGAAUCAACUACAAUCAAUUCUUUAUACAAUGCAAUGUUUAAUUUUGACUUCCACUGAUAAAACACAGAUCAAGUUGAAUUUGGGUAGUGUCACUUUAACCAUUAUUGAGUUAUGCCCCUUUAUAAAUCGAAAGAUUGCAAAAUUUUUAGUUUCCAUUCUGUUACUUAAGUUUGCCCCAACCAAACAUUAUGAAACCUAUACACAAUAUUCAUUACCACAAAACUAAGAUCAAGUACAAAUUUUUUGCUUCCGUUUUCUAACUUUAGUUUGCCUCAACUAAAUGUUAUGAAACUUAUACACAAUGCUUAUAACUACAUAAUACAGAUUAAGUACGAAAUUUGAAAUUUGGUGGCGACACUUUUACCAUUCUUGAGUUAUGUCACUUUAUAAACAUAAAAAUUGCUGAAUUUUUAGUUUGUCUCAACCAAAUGUUAUAAAACUUAUACACAACCGUUCUAGAGUUAUGCGUGUUUACAAAUAGAAAAAUUACUGAAUUUUUAGUUUCUGUUCUCUACUUAAGUUAGCCUCAACCAAAUGUUAUGAGACUUACACACAUUGCUUAUUACCACAAAACUCAGAUCAAGUUCCAAUUUGGGUAGCGUCAUUUUUACCGUUCUUCAGUUAUGUCCCUUUAUAACUAUAUGAUAUGCAAGUGGGGCAUCAUCUGUGUCCACAUGUGGACACUAUCCACAUUUAUUCUUUAAUAAAUUAUAAAUAUGUCACCUGAGAAUUCAAGAAAGGUAAAUCAUGUCAUUACCAAACAAUUGGUUUCUUAGUUUUUAUUAUGGUGUCUGGAAGUUUCUGCCUCUUUCAGAACUUUGAGUUGAUGUAUAAUCUUUUGUUAUCUCAGUUGAAUUCAUUCAUAACUUGUCAGAAAUUUUUGUUAUUUAAGGAUAUUGAUGAUAUUUGUCAGCUUGUCCUCAGUUUAUUACUACAUGGUGACCUUUAGUUAUCAAUUUGUUGUUUUCUUGUGUUGUUGAAUUGCUAUCUUAUUUACAAUACUCAGCACUCCAUGUUAUUCAUAUGAAAGAAGAUAUAAAAUGAAUAAACAUAUACGCUAUUAAAAAAUGUAAACAAUAUUUGUGUUUAGCAUACAUAAAGUUGAACAGUUUGAUUGAUCCUUUAUCUUGUUUUGUAUUUUAUACAGUUGAAUUGUCCAAUAGUUUCAUGUCCAGUGUGUGUCUGCCUAUAUUCAUUAUCAUAAUAUCAUAUAUUUUAACUUUGUCAAUGUUUUUAAACUGUUAAAAAUUUCUUCAUUAUAUAACAUUUACUAUUAUUCUGACUUGUUUUUUGUUUAUUGUUUUGUCAUAAAUCAGGCCAUUAGUUUUUAUCUUGGUUUUUUUUCUUCUGAAUUGUUCCAUAUUUUGUCCUUGUUUGCUUUCUGCCUUUUUGGGGCUUUUUUUAUAGUGUUUGUAGCAUAAAUCAGGGGAUUACAUUUUGUGAUGUCAAACCUUUUAUAGCUAACUAUACAUAAUGGAUUUAGUUCAUUGUUGAAGGCCAUACAGUUACCUAAAGUUGCUUAAAUCUGCCUCAAAUAAACUCUGUUUGAUAGUUGUCUCAUUUGGAAAUCAUACCACAGCUCCUUAUUUUAAAAUAUUAUCAUUGAUAUUUAUUUGAUACUGAUGAUAACUGACAUCUACUAAUAUCACAAAAAUAUAUGUGAUAAUUUCUAAAUGUUAUUUAGAGCCUCAGUGGCAGAGUUGUUUAAGUAGACCAUCUGUUGUAUUGGCUUGUGCAUUUGACUCAAAUCUUAAUUGACUAGGAUUGUCAGUUUUUCUGCUGAAGGUAAGUGGUUCCCUCUGGGCGGCUUCCUCCACCUAUGAAAACUGACCACCAGGAUAUAAACAAUAGUGAUGAAGAAAAGAGGCAAAAGAUAUCAAAGGGUAAUUCAAACUCAUAGCUGAAAGUUGCAUUAAACACCAACAAUCAAUCAUUAUGUACUUCAAUCUUACUUAUAAUUGUGUAUGUACAUUUAAAUAUAUACUGUUGUUGUUAUAUCUGUCACUAUAAAUAUAUACUGCUGUUGUUAUAUCUGUCACUAUAAAUAUAUACUGCUGUUGUUAUAUCUGUCACUAUAACUGUUAGAUCUGUUACAUUUAUUAUUAGUACAUUCACUAUUUUAUCAUUUUAUUUUUGAUAUUUUAUUCUUCUUUUAGAGAAUUUUAUAUGUAUAAAACAAUUGAGUAUCAUUUUGCACAGAAUAUAAAUUACAUGCUGUUUAAUGAUGAUGAUUUCCAUAAUUUGUUAUCUUAAAUUUUAUACAUAUCUUUGCACAUUUUUUGCACAUUGUUUUUUAUAAUCGUGUUAUAAAGGCUAUACAUCAUUGUUAUCAGUGGUCAUCACAAAGAAGAUUUAUACAUUUUAACUAUAUUAAACUUAUUUUAUAUUUUGAGUUUAUUACAA